Zygotorulaspora mrakii is the source of this 1542-nucleotide messenger RNA. It is a transcript of the gene UTP15, whose product is annotated as snoRNA-binding rRNA-processing protein UTP15. Gene Ontology annotation, cellular component: nucleolus. The record is from RefSeq and is a predicted model, not a curated record. Lineage: Eukaryota; Fungi; Ascomycota; Saccharomycetes; Saccharomycetales; Saccharomycetaceae. The transcript has a single exon. Gene Ontology annotation, biological process: rRNA processing; positive regulation of transcription by RNA polymerase I. Bases 1 to 1542 code for a protein of 513 amino acids. Gene Ontology annotation, molecular function: protein binding.
AUGUCAUCUAAUAGACAGAGAAUUGUCACAUCCAGAGCACCUGUGCUACCGCAACAGACUACGCCAGAACAGCGUUACUGGCGUCAGUAUGCUUCGGCACAGUUAGUGAAAGAGCAUAACAGCGUGACACAUAUUGCUUUCAAUCCUCAACAUCCACAUGAUUUUGCAGUAACAUCCUCCACUCGUCUCCAAAUUUUUUCAUCAAGAACUAGACAAGUUAUAAAAACGUUUUCUCGGUUUAAAGACGUGGUAUAUUCAGCUUCUUUCAGAAAUGAUGGGAAGCUUCUAUGCGCAGGUGAUGCCACUGGAUUAGUUUCCGUUUAUGAUAGUUAUAACCCCAGAGUACUUCUACUGUCUAUUAAUGCGUCUACACAUCCCACACAUGUUACGAAGUUUCACAGUCAGGACAGCAAGAGUUUAGUGACAGCAAGUGAUGACAGAGUUACUAGACUCUGGGAUAUUUCCCACGCAUAUGAACCACAAUUAGAAUUAACGGGUGCUACAGAUUAUGUACGCACGCUGUGUUUCGUACCCUCUGCGCCACAUCUUGUUGUGACAGGAUCGUAUGACGGGUUUUUGAGAUUAUAUGAUACGCGAUCCAGUGGAGCCACCCCAGUGCAUAUGUUUAAACAUAAUGAUCCAGUAGAAAGCGUCAUAUCUAUUGGGCCAACUCAAAUUAUAUCUGGUGGUGGCUCUAACUUUAAGGUAUGGGACUUGGCCAGUAACAAAAAGCUUUACGAACGUGGUAAUUUCAAUAAGACCGUCACUUGUCUUGAUUAUGUUGAAAAUUACGAACAAGGAAGUCAUUCGGCAUUGAUUGCCUCUUCCUUGGAUGGUCACGUUAAAGUUUUUGACCCAUUGGAUAAUUACCGUGUCAAAUUCGGCUGGAAGUUCUCAGGAGCUGUGCUAAGCUGUGCUCUGUCACCUAGCGAUGCGCAAGGAAAUAAGCACUUAGUAGCAGGAAUGUCGUCGGGUCUUUUAGCUAUCAGAACUAAGAAGAAAGAAAAGAAAGAAAAAGUCUUUGACUCAGAGCAAAUUGUUCUAUCUGUUUCCAAGAAGAGUAACAACUUUCAAAGGAUGAUGCGUGGAUCAGCGUAUGAGGGUGAUCAAGAGCAUAUUAUACAUAAUGAUAAAACAAAGCCCCAACGUCGCGUACGUGCAUUCGAAAGGAACCUUAACCAUUUUAAAUGGAGUGAGGCAUUGGAUAGUGCAUUUGUGCCAGGAAUGGCAAAAGAGCUCACUUUGACGGUACUAGAAGAACUGCGUAAGCGUGGAAAAAUCCGCGUUGCGCUUUACAACAGAGAUGAAUCAUCCUUAGAACCUCUUUUAAAUUGGUGCCUGAAAGGCAUUGAAGAUGUCAGAGCAGCACCUGUCGUGUCUGAUUGGAUCGCUGUAGUAAUAGAACUGUAUGGAGGAGUGUUAGAGAGUUCACCAAUACUAAAAGAGAUGGUUUUGAAUAUGAAAAAUAAAGUAAGACAAGAAGUUUACAAGGCCAAAGAAGCACAAAAGAUCGAAGGUAUGCUUCAACUUCUAACCUCGUAA